UAAGAGCGCAAAGAGCGGAGGUGGAGGAGGUGAUGGAAAGCGGCAGGAAAUGGUGUCCGCGCCCUUAAAACAGCACGCUCGUAAUUUGUUGGCUGCCUUUCUUUCUCUGAAAGUGCCUUUCCUUUCUCUCCCCUCUGGGAUUCUUUGAUCCAUUGCUGAUUGGUGGUCCGCAUCAAUGGCGACGGAAGAGCUUCCGCCCCUGGCGUCUGACAUUAAAAGGGUGGUGAUCCUCGGCGGUGGCAUCGCCGGCUCUCUCCUCGCCAAGUCUCUCCAGUUCCGCGCCGAUAUUUUCCUCGUUGAUCCGAAGGAGUACUUUGAGAUCCCAUGGGCAAGCUUGAGGGCGAUGGUGGAGCCAUCAUUUGCUGAGAGAACGGUGAUUAACCACAGAGAUUACCUUACCAAUGGGCAACUUGUUGUAUCUACUGCGGUUAACAUCAGAGACAACGAAGUGUUGACUUCAAGUGGUCAAUGGAUUGCAUAUGAUUAUCUUGUUAUUGCCACAGGUCAUUUGGAUCAUGUUCCCAAAACAAGAACUGAGAGGCUCGAGCAGUACCAAGCUGAGUCUGAAAAGAUAAAAUCUGCCAAUUCCAUUUUGAUUGUUGGAGGGGGGCCCACUGGUGUGGAACUUGCUGGUGAAAUUGUUGUUGACUUUCCUGAUAAGAAGGUGACAUUGGUGCACAGGGGAUCCAGGUUGCUAGAGUUUAUUGGAGCUAAGGCUUCCAAGAAGGCGCUGGAUUGGUUAACAUCGAAGAAAGUUGAGGUGCUCUUAAAUCAAUCUGUUGAUAUAAACACUGCAUCUGAUGGUACUUAUCAAACGUCUGGUGGAGAAACUAUCAUAGCAGAUUGCCACUUUGUGUGCACAGGGAAACCAAUAGGUUCAUCUUGGCUUAAGGACACCGUCCUUAAGGAUAACUUGGAUGGCCAUGGAAAGUUGGUGGUUGAUGAUAACCUAAGGGUCAGGGGCCUCAAAAAUGUUUUCGCCAUAGGAGAUAUCACUGCUAUUCCUGAAAUCCAACAGGGGUAUUUGGCGCAAAGGCAUGCUGUGGUGGCUGCCAAGAACAUAAAGAUGUUGAUGUCCGGAGAGAAGGAGACCAAGUUGGCCACUUACAAGCCUGGUUCAGCAAUAGCUAUUGUCUCGCUUGGGAGGAGAGAUGCAGUGGCACAAUUACCCUUUGCAACAAUUUGUGGUUGCAUUCCUGGUAUGAUCAAAUCCAGGGACUUGUUUGUGGGGAAGACAAGGAAGCAAAUGGGGCUAAAGCCGACUCUUACAUAAAACUUAGAAAUAACCUCGCAUUGUGACGUUUUCUCUGGGCUUUAUCGAGAUGCCAAAUUUGUGGGUGUUCAUUUCAAGCUUCCUACCGUAUUCUUUGGGCUUCAAAAGUAUCAUUUGAAACUAUAAAUUUCAAAUAAAUUCGAACAUUGUAUCAAUCAGGCUUAAGUCUAUUUUUGCAUCGGUUUUUUCUUUUU
Messenger RNA from Vitis riparia (riverbank grape), 1467 nucleotides. RefSeq names its product ferroptosis suppressor protein 1-like. Gene Ontology annotation, cellular component: cytoplasm. NCBI's taxonomy places the organism in Eukaryota, Viridiplantae, Streptophyta, Magnoliopsida, Vitales, Vitaceae. Bases 176 to 1273 code for a protein of 365 amino acids. The record is from RefSeq and is a predicted model, not a curated record. Gene Ontology annotation, molecular function: flavin adenine dinucleotide binding; electron-transferring-flavoprotein dehydrogenase activity. The transcript has 4 exons.